Molecule: messenger RNA, 3523 nt
Organism: Lytechinus pictus (painted urchin)
Lineage: Eukaryota; Metazoa; Echinodermata; Echinoidea; Temnopleuroida; Toxopneustidae
Product: cytochrome P450 2U1-like
Exons: 3
Coding region: 233-1762 (509 amino acids)
Biological process (GO): xenobiotic metabolic process
Cellular component (GO): cytoplasm; intracellular membrane-bounded organelle
Molecular function (GO): heme binding; iron ion binding; steroid hydroxylase activity
Source: RefSeq, a predicted model, not a curated record
CAUCGCGAGCUACACUCUACCUACUCGACCAUGAACACAAAGCAGUCUACUAUUAGGCCUACGGUACUUAAGUUACGUCUUUAUCUCGUGGGCCUAUACAGAAUCGGAAACCCCAAAUCAAUAAUCAGAUCUCUAUGUAAUAAAUGAGUGAGUUGGUUAUUCUCAAUUUAUGUAACGUGCAAUAUGCUCUGUUUGAAGCUCUGAAAUAUAUAUAUGAGCGACUUCUGAGAAAAUGUCGGCAUCCCUCAUCCAGCUUGGCUUUACACCAUUUAUAUUAGCAGGUUUGACUGCAUUCCUGCUAUCAUUCAUUCUUGUUCGAUCGGGAAGGACUAAGAAAUACAGGAAUCUACCACCCCGUGGCCCUCGAGAAUGGCCGGUCCUCGGGAGCCUACCAAGUCUGGCAGGCAAAGACAUGCCACACGUUAUCCUCGCAAACAUGGCCAAGAAGUAUGGACCUAUCUUCAGUAUGCAGAUGGGAUCGUUCUAUGCGGUAGUGCUCAGUGAUUAUUCUCUCAUUAGACAGGCGUUCACGAAAUCUAAUGAUGAAUUCAGUGACAGACCGAAGAUCACGAUGAUUGAGAAUGUUGUCCAAGGAAAGGGUUUGAUCGUGUCGUACUUUGGUCAGAUGCAGACUGAGCACCGUCGCUUCUCUCUCUCAGCUCUACGAUCGCUUGGUAUGGGCAAGUUUAAAAUGGAAGAAACUAUCUCCGACGAGGCACGUCACCUAGCCCUGAGUUUUUCUUCAAGACAGGCAAAGCCCUUUGUACCUUUUCACGACAUUGUUGUAAGCGUUUCCAAUAUAAUCUGUUGGCUGAGUCUCGGUAAGCGCUUCGACUACGACGAUGAAUCUUUUCAACGAAUUCUUGCAGCUGUGUUCGAAAGCUUUGAGAUCGCCGAGUUGGCGGGACUCUUCAAUUUCAUUCCUUUCUUGAGGUUUUUACCCAGAAGUGGUUAUAGGCGAAUGCUGGCACUCAAAGGCACCCACGAUAACUUCAUGAAACCAAUGGUACUGAAAGUGAGUGAGGAACAGAAGAAGAGUAGAAGAUCUCCUUCGUGUUUUGUGGAGAUGUACGCUGAGCAGAUGAUGGAGGCAGAGCGUGAGUCUCCUGGUAAACACACAUUUACUGAAGACAACAUGUAUCGUGCAGUUGCUGAUCUUUUUGCUGCCGGUACAGAGACAACCGCCACAACCUUAAAGUGGGCCUUAAUGUACAUGGUAUUACACCGAGAUGUUCAGGAAAAGAUCCACAAGGAACUUGAUGAUGUUGUCGGACGAAAUCGGUUACCACGUCUUACAGAUAGACCAAACUUGCCUUACACGGAAGCUACUUUGCUUGAGAUACAAAGAUUCGCUUCCAUCACACCUCUGGGAGUUCCUCACGCGCCUGUCAAAGAUGUUGUCCUUAAUGGCUAUGACAUCCCUAAAGGAACUGUCAUCAUACCUAACCUAUGGGCCAUUCACCAUGACCCAGACCUAUGGAAGAAUCCUGAUGAGUUCAAUCCAGAGAGGUUUCUUGACCCAGAAACCAAGCAGGUUGUUCAGAGGGAGGAACUUAUUCCAUUCUCUAUCGGUCGUCGUAGAUGUAUGGGUGAACAAUUAGCCAAGGUGGAACUUUUCAUCUUCUUUACUCAUCUCUUGCAUCGCUUUAAAUUCGAAACACCAGAGGGCGCCCCUCCUCUAACAAUGAAAGCGAGGAAUGGAGCUACGCUAAAUCCAGAAGAGUUUGAAAUCCGCGCUUCUCUUAUUGAUGAUAUCAUGUAGAUUGAAGAUGAAAAGUGCCAGCCAGAUGUUCAGUUCAUCAUCUCAUCAUCAUCUUUUCCAAAGGAUGUAGACAUGACGAGAUGAUUAUCUGAACAUCUGGGUGGCACUUUUAAGCUUCCAUAUUAAAUCAUUAAAAAAACAUUGAAUUACAGUUGCAACGUGAUUACGAUUUUGCACAGUAACAUAUCAAUUGAAAGGCGAUCAGGAUACAUCCGUUUUCCGAAAGGUGAUAAUAAGUGAGGCACCGAAGAAGGUAGUAAUUAUUUAAACAGCAGAGACAGUUAAAGGGAAAGUUCGCCCUGACGAUAAGUUGGUUUUCAUAAAAGCAGAAAAAUUAUACAAAAGUGAAGGUUUUAUCAAAGUCCGUCAGAGAAUAACGGAAUUAGGAUUUAAAAAAAAAAAAUAAUUUUGUGACUUCACCAACGAGCAGCUCCUCAAUGUGUCGUUUAAUAUAUUUUUAUAUAAUUGUUUUUUAUUUAUUCAUUUAUUUACUUUUUGCUUCUCAUUUGUUUUAAAGUGCCCCUGCUAUUUUUGGUAAAUACUGGAUUCACCCCUGCAAUAGCCACCCCCUUAACUGCUUAAAGCCUUUUUUACUUUGAAUAUAGAGACUUUUUGUACAAAUUUUCUUUGAAUUUCGUAACGGUUUUUACAUUUUGAAAUAUAAUGUAUAUUGGGUAAAAUGCUCCAUGAGGGUAAUUAUAUGUCCAACCAACAUUCGGUAUUUUUACUUCAUCCAGUGUGAUGAAAAUUUUGCCCAAUCUAAAGUAAUUGCUUAUAUUCUAACCUUACUAGAUAAUAUGCUUUCCGCAUUGGGUAAAAUGCUGCCCCAACUUGGUUGGGCACAUAAUUACUCUCGUGCUGGUUAAAAUUUUACCCAAUUUUGUUUACAGUGUAGCAGUAAGUCUCAUUUUCUUCAUAAAGUCUAUGCGCGUAUAGCACAGCGCAGAAUAACAAAUUACACUGAAGAAAGAGCAAGUGAAAUGACAAUAGAUGUACUUCACAUAAUUAUAUAUAUUUCAAGUAAUGUGAUUUUGCUUAACACUUCUUAAGCAAGGAAACCAAAUUGACUCCAUAGAAAGUCUACGUGUACAUAAUUAAGUAUAACAAAACAAAUUAUGGUAUGACCAAUAUCGCAUCAUACCCAAAGUUCAUAAGAGGAUUUUUUUUUUGUUAUGAAAUCUAAUUUUUCUCUUCUAAAAAACAAACCUUUCCCCUCUCUAUUGGAUAAGAUUUAAUAAUCGAUUCUUCAAAAGCGUAAAAAUUAUGCAUGUAUCUUCAUACGAAUCAUAGUUACGGUCAUUUUCUAAAUCACUUCUUAAUACAGUAUAUCUAUUUCAAACAUAGUCAAAAUGUGUCAGUAUCAUGGGUUACGUUUUCCAUUUUAAAUUGUAAAAUGUAUUUAUUUCGCAAGCAUUAUUCUACUUUCAGUUAAUUGUUCAAUGGCCUCGUAAGUUCGUAGCAUUUGAGGCUUGCGAUGGAUAACAAAUUAUAAAAGAACGACGCUGACUGGCUCCUGAUCAUUGUUUGAACAAAAUGCCCAUGUAACAAUGGUCUUGACUGGUCAAUGAGGGUGGGUAACCCUUUGUGUUACGGAGCUUAUGCUGCUACUUGAGUGAAGAGUCCAUUUUGACAUGCAGCCCUGAAUUUAUUCUUAAAAGUUAAAAAAAAUGUAUAAAUUAUUCAAUCUAUCUAACUAAACUAAAAUCUGAAGGAUAAUUAAAAUUCGUCAUGGAGAGCUAAUCUCUGAUUUUGUCUCAUCCC